AUGGCCUCGCCACCCCCAACGCGCGUCCGCGUCUCUCCCGAGCUGCACGCCACUCUCAUCGAUCUCUGCACCGGCAUCCUGCCCCUGUACGGGAUCGGCGUCCCGGCCCGCGCCUUCUCGUGCUUUGCGGAGGCGUUGUUACGCAACGAGAACGGACAGCAACCCCUCCCUGAGCAACUCGAAAAGCGAUACCAGGAUUGCUCGAGCCGCAUGUACCAUUCGUGGGUUGACGUCGAGACACGCCCACACGCGGAGCCGAUCUCGAUGGACGCCUAUCUUGCAUUCCAACGCGCCUUGGAUCGACUCCAUCUUAAGACGCUGCCCUCCCUCCUUGUCGCCGUCCCGACCGACUUCGACUGGGAGGAAUUCCAGUCGCCGGUCUGUGCCAACCCAUUCGCCUGGUUGGACAUCGACGGAAGUGAAGAGGCUUGGCGACCUGACAGCUUGCGGAUCGAAUUCGACAGGGACCGGAUCAACGACUCGCAACCCAUCUGCCUGCAACACUGCUCUGACCCCCAGACGCUCGCUCGCGUCAACCGGCUGAGGGAGGAUGGCGCCUGGCUACGAGAGCCGGACAACUUCAACAAGCUCCUCUCCACCCUUCAGGACGAGGGCGCGCCCAUGGACGACGUCUUUCGUGUUGCCGCCUUCGUUGGAUCGCGGCUGCUCGGUGGCGGCCCGGACGGGUACCAACAUGUCUACAGCUUUUCUCACUACUGCGCUCCGGAUGGCAACAACCCGGCAGCGGAGCCCUACACGGUCGCGGAACGCCAGAUCAACACGGAGAUUGGCGAAAUUCUCCGAAAGAAGGCGUGGAAGGUCGAGGUCUUGACAGAAACAGACGCUGUGGGCCUGAUGCAAGAACUCGUCCGUCGCCGAGCUCUCACUCCGGACCAGGCCACGUACAUGAUGUCCAAGCUACGCUACAUGGCACGCCAUCCGCCGCGCGAAGGCGUCGACUACACCGCCGUCCCCGGCGUCUUUACCACCGCCGCCAACUUCUUGGGCUCCGACGGCUCUGUAUUGAAGGCCAAGGGGCCGCUCAAGUAG
Molecule: messenger RNA, 1050 nt
Organism: Pseudozyma flocculosa PF-1
Lineage: Eukaryota; Fungi; Basidiomycota; Ustilaginomycetes; Ustilaginales; Ustilaginaceae
Exons: 2
Coding region: 1-1050 (349 amino acids)
Source: RefSeq, a predicted model, not a curated record